Messenger RNA from Cygnus atratus (black swan), 2134 nucleotides. It is a transcript of the gene TMEM267, whose product is annotated as transmembrane protein 267. The record is from RefSeq and is a predicted model, not a curated record. The transcript has 5 exons. NCBI's taxonomy places the organism in Eukaryota, Metazoa, Chordata, Aves, Anseriformes, Anatidae. The coding region runs from base 620 to 1279 and encodes 219 amino acids.
GCGGGAGGCUCGGGCUGCGCCUCGCCGCCCCGAGGCGGGUUCGGGGGUCCCGGUGAGCCGAGGGGCCCCGCAGGCAGGUGUCGGCAUUUCGGAGGGGCGUACUCGGAGGGAGCUGCGGUGACGGCGGCCGGCGUGGAGUUCCCGUGUGGUGACUGGCGGGGAGCGCUGCGGGCGUCUCGUCAGGAGUAACCGUCGGAAAAGGGAGCGGGGUGCCGCCCGGCUCUCCCACGUUAGCUUCCGGACAGAAGAAACUUCAUUUCGUCUUCCCUGCACUGGACUGGACUGGAUUCAGCAAGCGGAGAUGCUCAACUCUAAGGCAUAGACCACAUUUUCUACUGGAAUAAAGCAACUGCAAUGGGAAAAAAUGUAUUCUCCUAGUCCCAUGUGGUCAACUUCUGAAAAGUAAAAUGACUAGGAUUAGUUCUUUUAUAAGUUCUGCAGAAAGAGCUGUUCUGAAGGUAAUAUGACAAAUAGUAGAGGAGUCCUAGAAGUAACGGUAGAGUUUGCUGCUGGAGUGCUAUGGAGGUGUAGGAAGAACAUACAUAGUUUCACUCUAACAACUGAAGACACGUGGGACAAUGCACAGUGUAUAUCCUGAUGACAUUUUGUGUGCUGUGACAUGGUCUUUGCCAUGGCGUCUGAGACUGAAAAGGCCCAUGCUCUCCUCCAAACUUUCAGCACAGCUUCAGUUAUUUCUAGUCUAGGUUUGGGAAUAUUCUGCUUUGCUGCAGACAGGCUUCUGCAGUUUUCCUUCAUUCAGCAAAACGACUGGCUCCGAGCCUUCUCUGAUAAUGCAGUGCACGGUAUACUAGGAAUGUGGUCCUGGGCGAUAGUGAUCGGACUCCGGAAGAAAAGCGACUUCACAGAAGUCACCCUGGCUGGCUUCCUUGCCUCUGUCAUCGACGUGGACCACUUCUUCCUUGCUGGCUCCCUGUCAUUAAAGGCUGCUCUCAAUCUUCCCCAGAGACCACUUCUCCACUGUUCUACUGUGAUUCCUGUUGUGGCUCUGACAUUAAAGUUUAUUAUGCACCUUUUCAGGCUUAAAGACUCAUGGUGCUUUCUUCCUUGGAUGUUGUUCAUAUCCUGGACUUCUCAUCAUGUUCGUGAUGGGAUUCGCCAUGGCCUCUGGAUCUGCCCGUUCGGAAAAACUCCUCCUUUGCCAUAUUGGCUGUAUGUGGCAAUAACAGCAUCUUUACCUCAUCUAUGUUCAUUUAUUAUGUAUUUGACAGGCACUAGAGAAUUAAUGUCUAUAAAACACGGAAUUCACAUUGAUGUAUAAGGAUGACAGGUCUGAAGUUUUUCGUAUUAGCAGUUGAAAUGAGCUGUGUUCGUCACUGAUAAGGUUUCCUUAUGUUCCCUGUUAAUUCCAAGUUAGGCGUUUGAAGCCUGUGGAGCCAGUUACAGCUCCUGUGUCAAUUCAUUGUGGUCACAGAAACCUAUUCCAUAAAUGGUAAUAAUUUCGUAUUUAUACAUUCCCCUUGAAAACUAUGUGGUCAUUAUCAUUCAUGUAUAGCUAACUAAUUUGUGAAACACUUAGUCUCUCUGUAGUAACUGUGUUACAUUUUGGUGUCAUCGUGCCAUUCAUCUGAUCACCAUUCACUCUGGAUUUGAAUUCUGGCUACGUUUCACCUAGAUAGCAUUCGUAUAGCACUUUAAAAACAUGAAGUACUAUAUAGAUGCUAAGUAUUAUAACCUAGUAGUGUGUGCCACUUCUGAAAAACAUCAGUUAGCCUCUUGAAGUGAUUUAUUUGCUUUUCUGCUGGACUCUCGUAUUCAAUUGGUUUUUUUUAAAAUGCUUUUUUUUUAUUUCAAAAAGUGAAGCUGUGAAUCUGCACCUCGUUCAACACGAAUUGCCAUAAUACAGUGUUUACACUAAAUUCUGUUCUUCUGUAGUUGCUUGGUACUCAGUUUGCAGACAAUUAGACAAUGGAAAGAAGACAGUUUGAUUACAAUAUUAUGUGUGUCAACAAAACGCUUGAUUUAAAAUACAUUAAUUAUGAGUAUUUAAUUUGGAACUAAGGAAUUCUAGUAAAUAUUUAAGGACUGUUUAAAGGCAAACGUUUAUUACAAUAAAGUGUAAGCUUUACAGAAGAUUCUGGAAGGUAUAAGAAAAUAAAAAUUGCUUAAAAUGUGA